Messenger RNA from Camelus dromedarius (Arabian camel), 5815 nucleotides. It is a transcript of the gene DAB1, whose product is annotated as DAB adaptor protein 1. The record is from RefSeq and is a predicted model, not a curated record. NCBI's taxonomy places the organism in Eukaryota, Metazoa, Chordata, Mammalia, Artiodactyla, Camelidae. The transcript is spliced from 19 exons. Gene Ontology annotation, cellular component: cytoplasm. Gene Ontology annotation, biological process: lateral motor column neuron migration; ventral spinal cord development. The coding region runs from base 590 to 2356 and encodes 588 amino acids.
CUGGCUGCAAAGGCUAUCAGAUGUACCUAAUCAUUAGGGCAGGCAAGUGAGGGGAGGUUAUUUAAGGAAGUUUCCACUGUACUUGUUAGAUCUCGCUGCUCAAGUGUGCCCUCUCCACCGGCAGUGUCCACAGCAUCCCGGGGCUUGCUAGGAAUGCGGAAUUUCAGGCCCCACUCCGGACCUCCUGUAUCAGAACCUGCAUUUUAACAAGCGUGCCAGCUAUGUCCUUGGUUUCUCUCAAUGACAAUUCCUGACUCUUGGCCCUGGCAGUCUUGGGAAGACAUCAUCCAGUUUCUUCAGUCCAGAUCUCGGAGCCUCCCUUUUCCCCAGCGUCACCUGCACCCCGCCUGGACGCAUCAACGGAACCAUUUUCUAGGACACACCAUUCAGCAGGACAUGGUGGUGAGCCCUGACUCUGCGUCUUCAUGACUGACACUCUUGGACAACACAAAGCGCUCGACAGGAGUGAGUGAAAUGCGCAGCUCGGGGUGUCAUUUCUGAAGGGAGGAGUCAUUUCCUUGGAGAGGAGUCCUCAAUGAGCCUGGCCGAGGCCCGGGAUCUGUGUGAAGUGGACUAAGGAUUUAGUAGGAUGUCAACUGAGACAGAACUUCAAGUAGCUGUGAAAACCAGCGCCAAGAAAGACUCCAGAAAGAAAGGUCAGGAUCGCAGUGAAGCCACCUUGAUAAAGCGGUUUAAAGGCGAAGGGGUCCGGUACAAGGCCAAGCUGAUCGGAAUUGAUGAGGUUUCCGCGGCUCGGGGAGACAAGUUAUGCCAAGACUCCAUGAUGAAACUCAAGGGCGUUGUUGCUGGCGCUCGUUCCAAAGGAGAACACAAACAGAAAAUCUUUUUAACCAUCUCCUUUGGAGGAAUCAAAAUCUUUGAUGAGAAGACAGGGGCCCUUCAGCAUCAUCAUGCUGUUCACGAAAUUUCCUACAUUGCGAAGGACAUCACAGAUCACCGGGCCUUCGGAUACGUUUGUGGGAAGGAAGGGAAUCACAGAUUCGUGGCCAUAAAAACAGCCCAGGCAGCUGAACCUGUUAUUCUGGACUUGAGAGAUCUCUUUCAACUUAUCUAUGAAUUGAAGCAAAGAGAAGAAUUGGAAAAAAAGGCACAAAAGGAUAAGCAGUGCGAACAAGCCGUGUAUCAGACAAUUCUGGAAGAGGAUAUUGAAGACCCUGUAUACCAGUACAUUGUGUUUGAGGCUGGACACGAGCCAAUCCGUGAUCCCGAAACAGAAGAAAACAUUUAUCAGGUUCCCACCAGCCAAAAGAAAGAAGGUAUCUAUGACGUGCCAAAAAGUCAACCUGUAAGUAACGGCCAUGCGUUUGAGGAUUUUGAAGAACGGUUUGCUGCAGCCACCCCGAACAGAAACCUGCCGACGGACUUUGAUGAGAUUUUUAAGGCAGCCAAGGCUGUGACCCAAUUAGAACUUUUUGGGGACAUGUCCACCCCUCCUGACAUAGCCUCCCCCCCUACUCCUGCAACUCCAGGCGAGGCCUUUACCCCGCCUUCCCCUCAGACGCUUCCGGCGAGUGCAGACAUGUUCAGUUCCGUACCUUUCGGCGCCACUGCUGUGCCCUCAGGUUAUGUUGCAAUGGGCGCCGUCCUCCCAUCCUUCUGGGGCCAGCAGCCCCUCGUCCAACAGCAGAUCGCCAUGGGUGCUCAGCCAUCAGUCGCUCAGGUGAUGCCAGGGGCUCAGCCCAUCGCAUGGGGCCAGCCGGGUCUCUUCCCUGCCACUCAGCAGCCCUGGCCCGCCGUGGCCGGGCAGUUUCCGCCAGCCGCCUUCAUGCCCACACAAACUGUUAUGCCUUUGCCAGCCGCCAUGUUCCCAGGUCCCCUCACCCCCCUGGCCACCGUCCCAGCCACGGGUGACUCGGCCAGGUCCAGUCCGCAGACCGACAAGCCCAGGCAGAAAAUGGGAAAAGAGAUGUUUAAGGAUUUCCAGAUGGCCCAGCCUCCGCCCGUGCCCUCCCGCAAACCCGACCAGCCCUCCCUCACCUGCACCUCAGAGGCCUUCUCCAGUUACUUCAACAAAGUCGGGGUGGCACAGGAUACAGACGACUGUGAUGACUUUGACAUCUCGCAGUUGAAUUUGACCCCCGUGACUUCUACCACACCGUCGACCAACUCACCUCCAACCCCAGCCCCUAGACAGAGCUCUCCAUCCAAAUCAUCCGCAUCCCACGCCAGUGAUCCAACCACAGAUGAUAUCUUUGAAGAGGGCUUCGAAAGUCCCAGCAAAAGCGAAGAGCAGGAAGCUCCUGAGGGGUCACAGGCCUCAUCCAACAGUGAUCCAUUUGGUGAACCCAGUGGGGAGCCCAGUGGUGGUAAUAUAAGUCCACAGGCCGGUAGCUAGAUAGCACAGGUCUGGGAGCUGGAGCCUCUCUAUGCGCAGAUCCACAGACCUAAGGAAUAGCACCCCUGCGGGCUUGUGGCGGGUGCUUCAGGACUGGCAUGGAAAUCAGCAUCGCGACAGGCUCUCAUGUGUCCUUUCACCUCACCUCACCCCACAAAGAAAUUCACGAUGGUCCCCACGGAACUCGUUUGGAAGAGGGAACUAAGAGUUUUUGGCAACCAAUGGUAGAUAUCUCUGGCAGCACAAAUACAGAAACAAACACAAACACACAAAAGUAUAAAACAAAGUCAUAUCCAACGUUAAAUCACGAAUCAAGCCGACGCUUACCCGACAAAUACCCUAAGCUCUCCUAGUGUGGGUUUAAGAGGACCCCGUCUGUGAAUCCGUAAUUCUCUUUUUAUUCUUCCACCUGUUGACCAGUGUAAAGACAUCGAGUUUGGAGUGACGGGCCUCAGAGAGUGACAUCAGGGUUGGCACCGAUGUCACUUAGGCAAAAAGCAAGAGGCCCUCCGUCACCACGGUCUCAUCGUCCAUAUGCCUUUCCACGUGGGAUGGUGUGUUUCCAUCACUCCACACGGCCUGGUCUGCCAGUUGCCCCCUUUCCUUUCUUUGUCAUGUUUGAAGAUGAAUGGGUGUACAAAUUUUUGUAUUGCUUUUGACUUUUUUUUUCGAUGUUGAUGAAGAAAUCUAACUGGAAAGGAAAAAGCCUCAUAUGAAAUGAAUUAACUUGAAAUCACAAAACAAAUAAGUGGUUGAUGAUUCUUCUUGAUCAUAAAUGUUGCCAAAACAACCCUUCAGCUAUUCUACACCCUGGUGAAGACGGACGGCUUUCGGUUUAACCUUCACUCUGUGAGUAAGAAAGGACAUUGAAUCCCAUUGAUGAGAAGGAUAAAAAAAUGCAUCUGAUUUCCUCAGAAGCUCUAAACUCUUAAGUACAAUUAAAAAAUAUUUUUUAUUUUUUCCGAUAUCGUGCUGCUGUGACGCUAUGCAGACAAGUGUCUUCUCCACGUGCCAUUUUCAAAGAAAAGUCAUUUGCCAAAUAAUUCGGGGACAGUCCUGGUAAUGCGGUUUUGGAUCUUAAAAAAAAAAAGACUUUCUACAUGGAACAAUGGUGACAUGAAUAUUCCGAAUAACAAACUGAUUCCGUGGUCACGAUGGUUCAUCUCUGUCUCUUUUUGUACAUCAGAAAAUUCAAAUGGGAUUUUUAUUUUAUAACUUGAAAAAAAAAAAAAACCCAACCAUUAAACUCUUUAAAUAUUUAAGGGAAAUGGCUUUAAGGAGUUCUCAUGAAAAAAAAAAAAAUUUGCCAGUUUGGGUUUGUUUUUUUUUUUGUAAAUAUGAAUGUUAAUGAAAAUGCUUUUUAAUGAUGCCAUCACACUGUAGAGAAGGUAGCAGAUUGAGUGCAAGAUGUGACGAACUUGAUGGAUGGGGCUCACUUUUCAGGUGUUACUCUGGAGCAUAUGGUAGGAAGCUGGAGUUCAGGCACAGCUGGCAGGAGCAGGUGGCCAAUCAGCAGCUAGUGAACAGGAGGGAGCAUGUGACUCUGUCACCUAAUCUAGCCUUUCCACAAGAGUCCCCGCCCUCUGCGUAAAACAAGAAAGAGACAGCCCAUGCUCUGAAGGCCUGCUCUUCAGAGCCCCAAACUCCCUCCCACCUCUCCAUGCCCAGUGACCCCCAUAGAAAUCACAGGACUGUUUGUAUGUGAAACAGAAGAAUUUAAAGUCCCUUUUUUUUUUUUACAUUUACAAGACAAGAAGUGCAGUGUUUGGUUCGUAUGUUCAGCACAUGAUUUUCAUAAAGAAUCUAUAUAUUUUUGCCCUACAGAGAAUUGUUCUACAGGUCAAAUGUGUUUUCCUGAUGUUCCUAUGCAGUUACAGUAUGUUGAAUUUAGUGGUUUAACACUAAGAAGAAAACUUUAAAGAAUCAUGUGAUUAAUUUGAUUUGGGGAUGGUAAUUAUUUAUACUUGGUUUUAAAAUUUGAAAAUUUGCAUUAACCUUGAUCUGAUUGACUUAAAUAGGCCUGUGUCCUUUGAUUCUUUACAUCAGUAGAAACGAAAAUGAUUUGGAAGGUGGUCUACUUGUUCGGAAAGAAAAAAAAAGGAUAUGUCAUGGUGGUUAUUCCUUUUUGACAAGCCCAGAUUUUACACUGUCAGGUCACUGGAAUCUAAAUUGUUUUCAGUUGCAUAAACUUGGAAAAUGUCUAUUACAGAAAUAUAUGUAAGUGUCACCCUGAUAUGGAAGGUCUGAAGAACCAGAAAGGUGAAAAGGGCCAUUUCCCUUCCUCCAUCAAUGUCACAUGUUGGUCGACAAGAUUUCUCCAGGAAUGUGCGUACCUUUUAUGAGUCAUUAAUCCUUCCACGUGAAGGGGAAAAUGAGAAAGCUGUGAUAACCACGAGCAUGGUCCUAAAACCUGUUCCCUUGUGCUUUCUGGGGAUUUGAUAAGAGAGGUGGUUCCCGUGGGGAGAUGACUUGGAUUGUUCUGUUGUCUGUGAUUCUGACUCUAAACCAGUGGUGCUAUCUUCUCCCUCGAUUCAGCUGUCUUGAGUCCAUCCCGCAGUAUCACACCCUCUUACUGAGUCUGUGGGUUGCUUCUGACACGUUCAAAGGGAACCCUGCCUGAUGUCGCUGCUUCAGGGACACCGUCUGGAGCUAAUUUCAUAGCAGAAAGUGACACCCCAGGGCACUUUUCAUCACUGAUUGAAUGUGGUUGAAAAUAUUCCUGGCUCCAGACUUAAAGAGGAUGGCCCAUGUGAUGCAUUAAAGUGAGGGUAAUAAAGUCAAGAUUUUAAACUGCCAUCCUCGUUGUCAUUGGCAGAAUUAUGCUGUUUGAUAUGCGCUGUUUGCUGAGCUCAGAACCACCAUAUCCCAUCCCAGGAAUGCAGUGAAAUUUCCAAUAAGAGCUGAGGUGCCAAUACCGAAAGGCUGUGUGGGGAGUCUGCCCAGUUCCAGUUAGAUCGAUAGAAAAUCCACGUGUACAACUGUUAAUUCCUCAUCCUUCACUAGCACGAAAUUUGUCACUUUAAAUUUUGAAACCAGGGAAACACCACCCGUCGUUCUGUCCCCAUUCCCCAUAGCGCUCCGAUCUUUACACGCCGCAAGACUUUUUUGAUAAUCCAUGCUCAUCCCAGUGUCUACGGAAAUCCCAUCCUGUCAUGUACCGGGCACCUUCUUUUAAAAAAAAAAAAAAAGUUUACUCUCUGGGUUUGGUUCAUUUCAAUUUCUGCGUUCUGACACAUAUUUUUUUAAUAAAGAUGAGAAAGAGAAAAUGACUGUUGCAGGACAUUUCUAGACCUACUUUAACUUUACCUCAGAUGACAGUUUGUUAACAUAUAUUGGACACAUUAUUUUUAACUUUAUGUACAAUGCAUUCAACAGAACAGCAAAAUUUUUAGAAAUUUUCCAUUAAUUUCUGUAACACGCCAUGUAAAACUGUUACAAUAAACAUGUUUGAGAACAACA